This is a messenger RNA of Entamoeba invadens IP1, 1296 nucleotides long. RefSeq lists its product as hypothetical. Gene Ontology annotation, biological process: DNA replication. The transcript is spliced from 3 exons. Bases 1 to 1296 code for a protein of 431 amino acids. Gene Ontology annotation, molecular function: DNA-directed DNA polymerase activity; DNA binding; nucleotide binding. The record is from RefSeq and is a predicted model, not a curated record. NCBI's taxonomy places the organism in Eukaryota, Evosea, Mastigamoebida, Endamoebidae.
AUGAGAUUAUAUUGUAAAUUCCACUGUUGUCAAGACGUUAGAAUAUUAAAAGAAGGUCAUAUUAAAUUCCGAAAUAAUAAUUUGAAAAGUUUAAAUAUAGAUGUUGACAACUUUAUUAGUAUAUCGACUCUAGCUAAUCACUAUUUCAAAUUACAUGUUUACACACAAAUUUCAAACUUAAUGCAAUAUUCUGGGAAAGUUAGAGAAUUUAUACAGGGUGCAGUAUAUGGAGGUAGAAAUAUGUGUAGAGAUAAUACUAAACAACAUGUUACUAAAGAUUUAUAUGAUUAUGACGCAUGUUCAUUAUAUCCCAGCGUUAUACAUAGGCUAAAACUAGCAACUGGAAAACCUAUAGUAAUCCCUCAAGAAUCAUGUAAUAAAACUAUAUUAAACCACUUAAUGUUAGAACAACAAUUAGAACCAACAAAUGAACGUUAUAUAUCAGCAUUUAUUGUGGAUAUAGAAAUAACCAAGGUUAACAAACAUUUACACUUCCCAAUUAUAACUAAGAAAGAUAAAAAAGGUAAUCAUAAUGUUAAUGAAUGUUGUACAAUGAGAGUAGAUAAUAAUAUGCUUGAAGACAUGAUUAAAUUUCAACAAAUAGAGUUUAAUAUUAUUAGAGGAUAUUAUUGGACUGGUAAUCCAUUACAAAAUAAUUAUAAAUUAUUGAUGAAUAGUUCAUAUGGAAAAACAAUUCAAAAACCAAUUAAAAAUGACUUGGUUUACAAAUAUAUUAAUAAUAAAGUAAAAUGUGAUUCAGAUAGGUAUCUUAAAAAGAACUUUACAUUAGUUAAAUCUAUGUAUAACAUAUCAGAUAAUAAUAGAUGUUUUGAAACAAACAAACCAUUUGAUGACUUCUAUGUUCCAAAUCUCAUUGGUGUACAAAUAUUAAAUACUGAUUCAGUGCAUAUAGGCAAAAAUAAGAUAGAACUAUUAGAACAAAAAUAUAAAGAAAUAUAUGGUAAAACAUUAAGAAGAGGUGAAUUAGAACAAUUCCAUCCAGAUUUCGAUGAAUUAUCUGGGGAUGUAUAUUCAAAAGAAUCUUUCUUCUUAGGUAAGAAAGCUUAUAUAGAUGUAUUAACAAACGAUAAACAAGAACAUGCUUUACAUAUGAAAAUGAAAGGUAUUCCAAACAAUUUAUUGGAAAAUAACGAAAAUCCAAUUGAAUUAUAUAAGAAACUCUACGCGGGAGAAUCUUAUACAUAUAACUUACUAGAAUUAAAACCUAGUUUCGAAUUUAGUAAGACAUUUGAUAUAAAAACAAGAGAAAACUUUACAAGAAAAAUCCAAUUCUAA